AGUUUUACUCUUUCUGAGAGUGUUCGGCACUGAUGUACUUUUUUAUCUUUUGAUUCUUGUAUCAGAAAUAAAUUCGACUACAGUAUUUUCGGACAUCUCCCUCAUCCCCUUGUGCCAUGGGCUGAGGACGAGCUCGGGGCCCCGGCCUGGGUGGUUGCCAUGGUGAGGCCGAGGCCGCCCGCCGCCGCCGCCGCCGCCAGGUGCCGCUGGGGCCGCAUGUUUUGGUAGUGUCCCGCACCACAGCUGAGGCGAGGUCCGCGCUGCUCACCGACUGGAAGGAUGAGUGUAGAAAGAGAGGACAUUCUACUUCAAGUCAACAAUGUUCGGUACAAGAAAAACAAUGGACAAUUGUACCUCUCCCAAACCCGCAUGGGAUGGAUGAUGGAGGACUCUGACACCUCCACCGUCAGCGUUCUCUACAAUGAUAUCCGCACUCAGAAGAUUUCACCUGAAGGGAAACCCAAAGUCCAGCUCCAGAUUGUGCUACAUGACAUCUCUUCAUAUACCUUCCACUUUUGUACUCCAGAAGGAAGAGAAAAACAGAUUGCUGAAAGAAAUAAAGUUAAGGAGAGGCUCAGUCAGCUCAUGUCACAGAAUAGGAGGCAGCCUCCCGAUGAGCUCAUGGAAAAGAAACGGAUGCUGGAUGAAAAUGAACAGUUGCAGCAGUUGUACCGAGCUCUUGUUCCCACAUCUAUUAUCUCUGUAGAUGAGUUUUGGAAGGAGAUUGCAGGGCAAUAUAAGCAGAGCAUGGGGCCACAACAGGAUGUGGGUGUAUCAGGGGCCUUCCUGGCUGACAUUAAGCCACAGACUGAUGGCAGCAAUGGCAAGGUUCAGUACAACCUAACUCCAGAGAUUAUGUCAUCUGUAUUCAAGACCUACCCAGCAGUGAAGAAAAAGCAUGGCGAAUAUGUACCACAUCGCAUGACAGAAUCAGAGUUCUGGACAUUGUUCUUCCAGUCCCAUUAUUACAGUGUCCACACAACCAGCCGAACUGAAAAUGUCUUUUCUGAGUGCUCCAAGUAUGAUGAUAGAGAAUGGAAUAGAGAUGUUUUUUCAACACAAAGUGAUCCACUGAACAACCUCAGUGAUAUUUAUGAGGAGAAGCAACUGGCUGUAGAAGAUGAACUGAAGGUGGGAGGAGUGAAGGCUGGUAGCAAUGCCAUUCAUGCCCUCAUGAUCAAAAGAUUUAAUCAGCAUAACCUCAACAUUAUCAAAGCACAGACAAACUUAGAGAAGGAGAAGCUGUUGGAUGAAAUUGCGGCCAAGAACCCUAAUAGUCUGCCCAAUGGUGAAGCAGUUCAAGAACUCACUCAGCCCAAGAGUAAAAAGGCUAAAAUAGAAGAAAAACGGAUGAUUGAUGACUUGGAGGAUUCAAACAGGACAGAAAUCUCAUCUUUAACUAUUCACCAGCGUGAUCGCUACCUUACAGGCCCCACUGAAUAUACUCCGACUCACAGCAUACAGCCAGACCAGCUCAUGAUGUUAACCAAGCAGCUGACAACUACUGUCACCACUUGGACCCCAUCAUUGAACUGCAGCCAGGAGUCUGAUGCAGCGUACCGCUCACUGCAACACUUCAGUGACAUGUGCCGAAAGGGGCGGUCCUCCAUUGGGGUGCGCACAGGUGAUCAGCUUCCAGGAAAUCUACACAAAGAAUUAGGACAAGUAUACAGCAGUGCCGGAGAACUUCUUCGGCAUUUCUGGUCGUGCUUUCCUCCUAGGACUCCACAACUACAGGAAAAGCUCCAUAAAAUGCAUGAAACCCUCUGCCGUUACCAUAAUGUAACAAUAAGACCAUUCCAGGAAAUGGCAGUAAAUGACUACAAUUGCAAUAGCAGUAUCCUGGAUCACUUAAUAGAAAUGUUUCACAUUGCCAAUACAAAGUUUGAGAAUUGGAAAGCACGAAACUGCAGGUGAAAUUUAGUAUUAUUCAUUUAGGUAGUUUUAAAUAUUUAUAAAGUUAAAUUUUUAAUAACGAACAAAAACUGACCUCUACCUCAUAUGGUGUCAGUGUCUUAGCUUACUAAAUAUGAGCAAAAAUAGGCACUAUUUUUCACCAGUUUCAAAAGAAUGGAUAUGCUUGACUAAGGUGAUCCAGUCUUGAGGAGAGGUGCAACAGUUUGAGCCUGUUGGUGCUGGUGUUUCCUUGGUCAGUAUUUUACUCUUAUUAACAAUAAUUCUGCAGCUGAUGUACAGUCGGCCCCACACAUUGUCCCCACUACACCACCAGGUUGUACUAACAUGAAACCUCCACUGAUGGUGAGCGACUGCUUCAGAAAACAAUUUUUUCUAUUAAUAAAGGUAGCUGGACUAAUAUGUAACACACAAAAGGAGAUAAAAAAUAAUAACUUUUGUGAACUUGCAACUGAAAAUCACUCAUUUAACAAGUACUUGAAUUAGAGCCAAAAAUCAGGUUUCAUCACUAGUUUUCAACACUUUUAUGUUACAGCCAAGCUCCUCCAAGAUUAUUAAACCUACAAUAUUGGCUGAGGUCUCAUUAUAAAUAACAUGAAGUGUAGAUUGAAUUAAUCAAAAUAAAAUGUUUAUCUGUUUAGGUUUUGAAGUUAUGACCCUCUAAAUAUUGAGAACCCCAGCAACCCCAUUUUUUAAAAGUAUUAUUUUGUACUCAAAUAUCUAUCACUUUGAAACAAAGACUGCUGCCUAAAGUCUCGUUCAUCAAUAAUAGCUUAAAUUCUACAUUGUUUCAAACAGAACCUCAACCAUUGUUGCAGGUAUAAUGGAUUUUGAAUUUUUGUAGCUAGAGAAAAGCUUGUUCAAAGCCUUAGAAGUGUUUUACAAACAGAUGUUAUGUGCAAAAUAAGCUGAUUUUUACAAAGUUAGGGAAGCCUAUUGGGGUAAUUUUGCCACGGGUUAUAUUUUUUUAUAAUUUUGGCACACUGCUAGCUCAAUUAGUGAAAAUUCCGGGAUAGUUUGACUUUUGAUCUUAUGAACUAGUCACUCCCCUUAUUCUACACUUACUUUUCAAGUGUUUCUUGUUGCAAGUGGCUUGUGUCAGUGCUCAAGCAGCCUGAUGUAUGCAUCAUUGUUAUACAUCACAUUUUUACUAAGGGUUGAAGUGUGGGGCCUCUGUCCAGCUAUUGUUACCUCUGAAAUGUGUAAUUUUAUGCUCAAAUUUUCAUGCUUUGGCACCUGUUUUGUAUAUGAUUGUUGGAUGAUAAAAGUGGAUGAAACUUGCAGGGUAUAAUAGUUUGUUGCUAGUCAGCUAGAUUAUUCCCAAGGUUUUAGUAAAUUAGGUGUCUCUGAUACUUAGAAAAAUCAUAAAUGAUAUGCCAUAUGAAAUUUUAAACAAAAUAUUAUUUUUAAAAUAAACUUUUGACAAAAAUCUGCCCCAAAAUCAGUACACCUAAUAAAGUUCAUUUUGAUAAAUUUUCAAGUAACCCAACCUUCCCCCCAAAAAUAAUUAUAGAUUUAACCCAGUCUCGUACACCUCUUCAUGUAUUGUCAUAAUUCCUUUUCCUCCAACACUACAAGGUUUUUAUUUGCUCAGAUUGGUAGAUAUUAUAAGUAAGACUUUGGGGCAGAUUGAGCCUUAAUUCUGCCUUGAGCUCAGUGCAGUGGUGGAAUAAGUGAUUUGUGUGGGUGUGUAUUCAAACAGGUAGUCCUUCAUGGUGUUAGCUCCUGGUUGGGGUUGGAUCAUCAAAGGAAAAGUACAUAACUUGGUUUAUGGGGACGUCCUCACGGAACAGUUUACUAGCAAUGUGACUGAAUAACCACAGCAACCACAUUCUUUAUUCACUUUGUAAUGCUUCAGGAAACACACUUCCCAUCUUCAGACUAUAAAUAUCAGGUCUUACCUCUAUCAGCACCAGGCACCAACUAGAGGCAGUACAUAAUUUCCUGACAUUGAGGUAAACAUAUCCAGUGGUUCCCUUGAAUACUGGAAGAGAGGCGAGCAAUAGGACUGGAUGGAGUCUCAGGUUUUAUAUUGAAAGAAUGCAGAAAUCAAUUGGUUGGACCGAUAUAUGAUAUCAUUAAAUGCUCAUUAUCAACUGGUUAAGUACCAAAGGAGUGGCAGAGGGCUGAGGUGGUCCCUAUAUAUAAAAGUGGGAAAAAGGAAAAACUCUGAACUACAGACCAGUUUCAUUGACCAGUAUAGUUUGUAAAAUAUGUGAGAAAGUGAUGAAGAAACAAUGGACAAAAUUUCUAGAACACAAUAUUAUUACAGAAAAAAACAGUAUGGCUUUCGAAAAGGGUGUUCAUGUGUAACAAACUUACUGAGCUUUUACUCAAGAGUGGCAGACAUAACACAGGAGAGGGAUGGAUGGAUAGAUUGCGUGUAUUUGGACUUGAAGAAGGCUUUCGACAAAGUUCCACAUACAAGACUACUAUGGAAGCUGGAAAAUAAAGGAAGAUUGAAAGGGAAAAUGAAGAACUGCAUGGAAAGUUACUUAAGGGGAAGAGAGACGAGAACAGUGGUAAAGGACAUGAAAUCGGAAUGGAGAAUUGUAGAUAGUGGAGUGCCUCAAGGAUCGGUAUUGGCACCAAUACUUUUCCUAGUAUAUAUAAAUGAAAUGAUAUGCCGGAAAAAGUAAGCAGUUACAGAGCCUGUUUGCAGACGAUGCGAAAUUGCUGAGACAUAUAAGAAAGUAAAGUGUGAAAUUCUGCAAGAGGACCUAAAUAAGAUUUGGGACUGGAUUAUGAAAUGGGAGAUGGAGUUCAAUGUGAAGAAAUGUCAUGUAAUGGAAAUGGGAAAGAGUGAAGGGAGACCAAAAUGGACAUACAGAAUGGGAGAUGGAGAAAUAUUAAAAGUUCAAGAAGAGAGAGAUCUGGGAUUGACAAUACAAGAUAAUCAACCGUCUGAGAGUCAUGUAAAUAGGAUAUUCGGUUAUGCGUAUUGAAUGGUAAGAAAUAUAGAAAUAGCAUUCCACUACAUGGAUAAAGAUAUGAUAAAAAAGAUGAUUACCUUUAUGAUUAGACCAAAGUUGGAAUAUGCAGAAACUGUGUGGUCUCCCCAUAAGAAGAAACACUUAAAAAAACUAGAAAGAAUACAAAGGAUGGCAACAAAAAUGGUUCCAGAACUGGAUGGAUUGUCAUAUGAAGAAAGGUUAAAGGAAAUGGACCUGCCAACAUUGGAACAAGAAGAGAAAGGGGAAACCUAAUACAAAUUUAUAAAUUAUGGAAUAAAAUGGAAGAAGUAGACAAUGAGGAGUUACUACUAAGAGAAGGAAGAAACACCAGCAACACACGAGGACACAGUUAAAAAUUGAGAAAAGGAAGAUGCUUGAGAGACAAUGAAAUAUAGCUUCCUGCAAAGAAACAUAGAGGUUUAGAACAGACUAAGUGAGGAUGUAGUAUCGGCGAAGUGUGCACAACUUUAAGGAAAAGCUGGACAAAUACAGAUAUGGAGACGGGACCACACAAGCGUAAGCCCAGGCCCUGUAAAACUAAAACUAGGUAAAUACACACACACACACACACACACUGUUUUCACCCGGCCGUAAUGAAAGGGUUAAUUACUGAAAAACCCGGGCUCAUUAAUGGCCCACUUGUUCCAUACGACAGCCCCUUGUGUUCAGAUAUUCUAAUUCUUAGGUUCCUGUGUGUUCAACCCACACACCCGAUUUGGCAAUCAGGACAACAAAACAAAUAAACAUCAUCUGAGCACAAGUUGCUGGACAACCUAUCUUUAUAUUUAAAAAAGAACCAAUCAUGUUAGAAUUUGUAAAAAUAAACCUAAAAGACAAUUAUGGAAACUGCUUGUGAAAAAGUCAUGCAGCAUUUUCCUAAUUUUAUAACUAAAUUGUCCUUGAAAUGGCAGUGUAAAAGAAUUAAAUAUAUAACAUUAAAUAUAGCAUAUAACCAGAACUUAACAGCAAUGAAUCAUCAUUUAAAUUGAAUACUUUGGGUUAGUGUGGGUCAACAAUUAUUUUUAUCGUGGGUUUUGCUUUUAUUAUCGUGAUCUUUUGGUUAUUGUAUUCAAUAAUUCCUGUUUUGCAAUGCUAUGAAUAAGGUCUGGGAAUUAACAUUAUAAUUUUUAGUUUCAGCUCUUUAUUGUAGUUUUAAAAAUGGAACCACUGGAUCUGCUUACCUCAAUGUUUGAAAAUUAUGUACUGCCUCUAGUUGGUGCCUGGUGCUGAUAGAGGCAAGACCUGUUGUUUUUACUCUGCUUUUAACAUUUUUCAGUCUGAAGAUGGGAAGUGUGUUUCCUGAAACUUUACAAAAGUGAAUAAAGAAUGUGGUUACUGUGGAUAUUCAGUUACAUUACUAGGAGGAGUACAGUAUUAUAUGGUGUUUUGCAUUAGUGAUUUUCAUAAAUAAUAAGCCAGCACUUGAAUAGAACAGAGAACCAACAAUUAGUCAGGCUCUCCAGUACAACUGCAGUGCCCCAUGCAGCUUGCAAUCACCAUAUUAAGAAAGGUAUGUGUGGUGUGUUUGUCUUCCUUGGGCUCACCAGCUUACAUCUUGAACUUGACUUCCCCCACCAGAAUAAACAGAUAGACUUCCCACUGCCAGUGACUUUGCCUGAGCCAUCAAUUGUUACCUUUCUUGCCUCCCUACACCAACAAUAGUUCAGCAUCUCAAUUUACGAGUCAGUAUGCCUUGUUCCUUUAAGAACUGAUUUUUUAGAAAAAACGGAAAUAAAAUAUUUUUGUAGAGAAUAUUUCUGUAUAUAUUAUUUGUAUGAAAUUUGCUUAUAAACAAAUAAACUAUAAAUGGAGA
This is a messenger RNA of Eriocheir sinensis (Chinese mitten crab), 6681 nucleotides long. It is a transcript of the gene Tfb1, whose product is annotated as general transcription factor IIH subunit 1-like. Gene Ontology annotation, biological process: nucleotide-excision repair; transcription by RNA polymerase I; transcription by RNA polymerase II. NCBI's taxonomy places the organism in Eukaryota, Metazoa, Arthropoda, Malacostraca, Decapoda, Varunidae. The record is from RefSeq and is a predicted model, not a curated record. Gene Ontology annotation, cellular component: transcription factor TFIIH core complex; transcription factor TFIIH holo complex. Bases 280 to 1917 code for a protein of 545 amino acids. The transcript is spliced from 11 exons.